UCAACAACCCUCUCUCUCUCUCUCUCUCUUUUUCAUAGGCGUGCAAGUACACACACACACAAUUCAAGAUGGAGCGAUCCGGACGUAUGUUUUCAACUGUCUUCAUCCUUGUCCUGCUCUUUGUGGUUAUUGGGAUGGGUCCAAUGGUUGCUGAGGGCAAGGCCGCAACAAAGGAGAAUUCGAGGACUUGUGAGUCUCUGAGCACGAAAUUCAAGGGACUUUGCUUCCGAUCAAGCAACUGUGCAGAUAUUUGCAAAAAAGAGGGCUUCCUGGAAGGCAAAUGUGCUGGCUUCAGGCUGAGAUGUACAUGCACUAAGAAAUGUUAGUGAUAAAACACACAAAAUUAUUUUGGUGCAUGGGAUCGAGAAGAACGAAAAUUUAUUGCCCUUUUUAUUGUUUUGUUUAAGCGAAUAAAUGACUAGCCCUAAUAUAAAUGUUGGGGUUGUGUCCUCGUUUUUGUUCUUAUGCGCUAACCAGGCGUGAGU
Molecule: messenger RNA, 485 nt
Organism: Prunus persica (peach)
Lineage: Eukaryota; Viridiplantae; Streptophyta; Magnoliopsida; Rosales; Rosaceae
Product: defensin Ec-AMP-D1
Exons: 2
Coding region: 69-326 (85 amino acids)
Biological process (GO): defense response
Source: RefSeq, a predicted model, not a curated record